Messenger RNA from Aspergillus sclerotioniger CBS 115572, 1333 nucleotides. Its product is annotated as EXS domain-containing protein. The record is from RefSeq and is a predicted model, not a curated record. Gene Ontology annotation, molecular function: inositol hexakisphosphate binding. NCBI's taxonomy places the organism in Eukaryota, Fungi, Ascomycota, Eurotiomycetes, Eurotiales, Aspergillaceae. The coding region runs from base 226 to 1218 and encodes 330 amino acids. Gene Ontology annotation, biological process: cellular response to phosphate starvation; phosphate ion transport. Gene Ontology annotation, cellular component: cytoplasm; Golgi apparatus; plasma membrane. The transcript has 2 exons.
GACAAUCAAUGCCAUGUAUAUCUAUUGGCCCGUUGUGCUUGUGGGACUGACGGUGGUGAUCCUGUUCUUGCCUCUGAGGAUAUUAUACCACCGCAGUCGCCAAUGGUGGGCCUAUUCUAACGUGAGUAACCCCUUUCUAGUUGAAAUCACCGCUGACAGGAACAGUGGCGUCUACUGCUGGCAGGCUUCUAUCCUGUCGAGUUCCGCGAUUUCUUCCUGGGAGACAUGUAUUGCUCCCAAACAUACGCUAUGGGCAAUAUCGAAUUAUUCUUUUGCCUCUAUGCUCAUCACUGGGGUAAUCCUCCCCAAUGCAACUCGUCGCACUCUCGGCUUCUCGGCUUCUUUUCCUGCCUCCCCGGCAUCUGGAGAGCUCUGCAGUGUCUGCGACGUUACGCCGAUACCAGAAACGUCUUUCCCCACCUGCUCAACUUUGGCAAGUAUACGUUUACCGUCCUUUACUACGUCACUUUGAGCAUGUACCGCAUCGAUAAAGUGGAACGCUUCCAGGCCCCGUUCAUCACCUUUGCGCUUCUCAAUGCCGUUUAUUGCUCGGUGUGGGAUCUAGCUAUGGAUUGGAGUUUAGGGAACGCCUAUGCCAAGCGUCCGUUGCUGCGGGAGGUUUUGGCCUUCCGUCAAGCAUGGGUAUACUAUGUAGCGAUGGUCAUCGACGUCGUCGUCCGGUUUAACUGGAUCUUUUAUGCCAUCUUCACCAAGGAUAUCCAGCACUCGGCGCUCCUCAGCUUCUUCGUGGCGCUGUCUGAAGUUUGUCGAAGAGGCGUGUGGACGAUCUUCCGUGUGGAGAAUGAGCACUGCACGAACGUCCUGCUGUUCCGGGCGUCCAGGGAUGUGCCUCUGCCCUACCAGGUGGCCGCCCCGCACCCACAGGGAGACCAGCAAGCGGAUGGCAUGCCGCUACAAGAUCAACAUCCGCAGCCGGCCCCUUCAGUCGGCGACGUGGAGCAAGGGACCCCGUCCACACCUGGCAUGUCUGUCCGUAACCGCGGCCUCUCUCGUGUCGGGUCCCUGCUGGCUGCGGCACAUGCCCAGGACUUUCAACGUAAGAAGCGACCGGAGCCAGCCCAGGGGGGACACACAGUGGCUGGCUUGAUGGACACUCCGGAAGAUUCCACUGACGACGAGGACAACGAAGCUAGAGUGUUCAUGGAUGCGGAUGAUGUGAUUGUGGAGGAGGUCCCAUACCACGAGGGGCGGGAUUAGCGUCGUGGCAUCUUUUCAGGCAUAUAUUACGAUAGAUAUAAUACAUAUUAAAUAUAAUAGAGGCAUGAUUGGACCGAUGUCAAAUUAAUUCCAUAGUAGACGUUGAAGUAAGGUG